GAAAUCACCACUUGAGAAUGUCCAAAUGUUUGUCGGGGCGCUUGAAACAUGCAUAUUCAUUGGCUCAUUGUUUCACCCCACGUCAGCCUCAUCGCCCUUUCCUUCCCCGCCAUUUCAACACGAGAUCUUUUUCUCAACAUCUUCUGAUACCAUUUCAUAGGAUACAACAAUUUCACCGACAAUUCUCUACAAUGAAUGCUCAGGAACUCAAACACUUCCUUGCGGACUCGCCCCCCAGUGUCGUUCAGCUUGAGAUUAAAAAGCAUUUUGAGGCGCUGUCUGAUAAAGAAAAAAGAUACGCUCAUUACAUUAGCAGAGCAUCUGUUCACGGAACACGUAUUACUUUAAGACAGGUUUCCCCAGAGUCCGAAGAUAUCUACGACUUUAUUGUUGAACUUCACAAGUCCAAUGAUGGCAACUGGAGUUCCGCCCAAAAGAAAGCUGGGAUUAGUGACGAAGAUUUGAAAUUCUUCCUCGAGUAUUGUGGUCAAUUCCUUGGUAAUUGCGGAAACUAUAAGUUUUUUGGAGAUUCCAAAAUCAUCCCAAGAUGUGACGAGAAAGUCUUUGAAGCUUUGGCUGCGCUUUCCCCAAAAGCAAAGCAACAUUAUGAAGCCACCAAAGGAGCUAUCUUCCCAACUCAAGACCCUGGAUUGAUGCAUCUUGGAUUUCCUGAUGAUGGACAUUUGACCAAUUAUUAUCCCAAUUCAACUAGCAUCACAAAAUCGGACAUCAUUGCUGUGGGUGAUUUCUUGGAGCAAAAGGGGUUACUUGUGGAAAACACAAGAUUGAGAAAGACACCCGAAGGAUCAUUCGAAGUUUUACUCGCUUCAGCCGUCACAAGCAUACCAUCUGAAGGUAGCGAUAUUGGCAAGGAAACCGAAUUCAUCAUCGAGGAGGGCUCACUCAAGGGCAGCAAGCUGAAGAUCGCUUUUGGCGAUCACUCAAAAGAGUUGGCUUUGAUUGCCGAGAAUUGCAAGAAAGCCGCCGAGAAUGCAGCAAAUAAUACGCAGAAGGAUAUGUACGAAGCCUAUGCUAAAUCGUUUGAAACUGGUUCAUCGCAAGUCUUUAAGGAUUCGCAAAGAUAUUGGAUCAGAGAUAAGGGGCCUUCAGUUGAAUCUAACAUUGGAUUUAUUGAGACUUUGAGAGAUCCUCAGGGCGUGAGGGCUGAAUUCCAGGGAUUUGCCGCUAUGGUAAACGCUGAACGCACUCGUGCCUUUGGAGGUCUUGUCAAUGCUGCUGAAAGUCUCAUUCCCAAAUUACCUUGGGGAACAGACUUCGAGAAAGAUAAAUUCUUGAGCCCAGAUUUUACCAGUCUUGAAGUUUUGACAUUUGCCGGAGCUGGAAUUCCAGCAGGUAUUAACAUCCCCAACUACGAUGAUAUUAGACAAACCGAAGGUUUCAAAAAUGUCUCAUUAGGCAACGUAUUGUCAGCUAAAGCUCCCAACGAGAAAAUCCCAUUUAUCAGAGAUGAAGAUCUCGAGGUAUUUUCCAAAUACCGUGAUGCAGCCUUCGAGGUGCAAGUAGGAGUCCACGAGCUUCUCGGUCACGGAACCGGAAAAUUACUUCAAGAAACCAAACCGGGAGUCUAUAACUUCGACAUCAAGAAUCCUCCUGUCAAUCCUCUUACCGGAAAGCCAAUCACUACAUGGUAUAAACCCGGACAAACAUGGGGAUCUGUAUUUGGAAGUGUAGCCUCAAGUUAUGAAGAAUGUAGAGCUGAGGCUAUCGCCAUGGCCCUCAGUUGUGAUUUCGAGGUUCUGAAGAUCUUCGGCUAUGGUGAUGGAACCCCUGAUAUGGACAAUGAAGCUGGGGAUGUUUUGUAUGCAGCUUGGUUGUCUAUGGCUAGAAUGGGCGUUUGCUCUUUAGAAAUCUGGGAUCCCCGCUCCACCAAAUGGGGCCAAGCACAUUCUCAAGCCCGCUUCUCUAUCCUCCAAUGUUUCCUCUCGGCCCCUGAAUCCUUCUGCACCAUCACUCAUUCCACUCCCGACCUCUCAGACCUAACAAUUAAUCUCAAGCGUCACCUGAUUCCUACAGUCGGUCGUCAAGCGGUAGAAUCCUACCUCCAAAAAUUACACAUCUAUAAAUCUAUUGCGGAUGUAGAAACAGGUGUCAAGGUAUAUAACGACAUGUGUUACGUAGAGCCAGAGUAUUGGGGGAGGAAAGUUAGAGAUCAGGUGUUGAAGUGUAAACAACCGAGAAAGGUUUUUGUGCAGGCGAAUACGGUAUUAGGAGAGGAUGGAAAGGUGGAGUUGAAGGAGUAUGAGGCGAGUUGUGAGGGAAUGAUUAGGAGUUUUGCGGAGAGAGAUGUUUAAGUUGUGGGGUUGAGGUAGUGGGAGGGAUGGUGAAAGGAGAAAUGAACGAAGAGAAAUGGGUGUCGAAAAGCAUGGGAUUUGCAUAUAUCAGUGAGACCAAAAUUGCGUUUUUGCGAUGCUGGUGGAAACUAUACUAAAAGCACCCCAGCUUCGCGUCAGCUGGCUUGAAGAUCUUUUGAAUUCCAACAGUAUUAGCGCUAGCGCGUAGGCUUUCA
Botrytis cinerea B05.10 is the source of this 2527-nucleotide messenger RNA. RefSeq lists its product as hypothetical. Gene Ontology annotation, molecular function: metalloexopeptidase activity; dipeptidyl-peptidase activity. Lineage: Eukaryota; Fungi; Ascomycota; Leotiomycetes; Helotiales; Sclerotiniaceae. Gene Ontology annotation, biological process: proteolysis. Gene Ontology annotation, cellular component: cytoplasm. The transcript is spliced from 7 exons. Bases 18 to 2312 code for a protein of 764 amino acids. The record is from RefSeq and is a predicted model, not a curated record.